Messenger RNA from Drepanopeziza brunnea f. sp. 'multigermtubi' MB_m1, 2073 nucleotides. RefSeq lists its product as uncharacterized. NCBI's taxonomy places the organism in Eukaryota, Fungi, Ascomycota, Leotiomycetes, Helotiales, Drepanopezizaceae. Gene Ontology annotation, molecular function: acetoacetate-CoA ligase activity. Gene Ontology annotation, biological process: lipid metabolic process. The record is from RefSeq and is a predicted model, not a curated record.
AUGGCAUCCAUCUUCACGAAUAGUCUACCAAAUGCGAAUGGAAUGUCGAAUCCGUCAAAGCCAGCAUCGGUAUUAUGGACGCACCCCGACCCGGACUCGACUCGCAUGAGCGAAUUCAUGCGUGAAGUCAACCAGAAGCACCGACUUGAGCUGAGGAGCUAUGUGGAUUUGUAUGAGUGGUCCAUUGGGAAUAUCCCAGAGUUCUGGGGAGACGUAUGGGACUUUACCGGUGUCGUCGCGGAGAAGUCUUAUGAUGAGAUUCUGCCCCAAGACGCGCCGAUAUUCCCAAGACCAGAAUUUUUCGCUGCAUCUCGAUUAAACUUUGCCGAGAACCUGCUUUACCCUGCCAAUCUCGUGAUCGAUGAGCGCUCCCCAGCUAUCAUCGAAGCAACAGAGAGUAGCCAUGCCUCCAUUACCUGGGCGGAACUCAGGGAGAGAGUUCGACGAUGCGCCCAUGCCCUCAGAUCUCAUGGCGUUGUGGAGUCUGACCGAGUCGCUGGAUUCCUGGGCAACCACGCCAAUGCUGUUGUUGCCAUGUUAGCCGCGGCGUCCAUCGGGGCCAUCUGGACCGGAGUCAGUCCCGAGACGGGUGUGACGGCUGUUCUGGAGAGGCUGGUUCAGAUUGAGCCGAAAGUGCUGUUUGUGGACAAUGCGGUUGGCUAUAACGACAAAGUGCAUGGGAGUUAUGAUAAGGUCAAGGGCAUUUUGGCUGGACUCACGGGAUUGAAGGCUUGUGUUAUGUUUGAGACCGUCAAAGGCUUUGAUAUGAAGACCGAUGAUUUGAGCUUGCCCGAUGGUCAAGUAUACAAGUACCGAGACUUUGUCAACAGCGUCGAGGACCUCGCUGCCCCCCUCCAGUUUGCACAGCUACCCCCCUCGCACCCCCUCUAUAUUUUGUACUCCAGUGGCACUACUGGCGCGCCGAAAUGCAUCGUCCACUCGGCAGCUGGAACCCUCAUCCAACAUAAAAAGGAGCACAUCCUCCACUGCGACAUCCGUCCAGGGGACCGCAUGCUCUACUUCACUACCACCACCUGGAUGAUGUGGCACUGGCUCGUCUCUGCCCUCGCCUCAGGCUGUACCAUCAUCCUAUACGAUGGGUCCCCGUUUCACCCCCACGGUAAUCUCUCCAUGCCGCGUCUAAUACAAGACUUGAAAAUCUCGCACUUUGGAACAUCAGCAAAAUACCUCUCUAUCCUCGAACAGAAGGGAGUCAAGCCGAUGGAAAUACUGGAUCUGAGUUCCUUAAAGGCCAUCUACUCGACUGGCUCCCCGCUUGCGCCAUCAACCUUCAAGUAUGUGUAUGAAGCAUUCCCACCUACAAUAAACCUCGGGUCCAUCACAGGCGGCACCGACAUCAUCUCUCUCUUCGGCGCACCGUGUCCCCUCCUCCCCGUCUACCCAGGUGAAAUCCAAUGCGCAGGCCUAGGCAUGGCCAUCGCAGCCUGGUCACCGGACGGCAAACCCAUCCCCGACGGCGAGGAAGGCGACCUCGUGUGCACCAGCCCCUUUCCCAGCCAGCCCGUCACCUUCUUCCACCUCUCCUCCCCGACCCAGGGCCAGAGCAAGUACCGCGCCGCCUACUUCGAGCAGUUCACUGGCGUGUGGCACCACGGCGACUUCGUGCGUUUCGAGUGCGGCACCCGCGGGCUAACCAUGCUCGGACGCAGCGACGGCAUUCUGAAGCCGGGUGGCGUGCGCUUCGGCAGCGCCGAGAUCUACAACGUGCUGCUGAAGCAUUUCCCCCAGGCGAUCAGCGACGCAAUCUGCGUGGGCCGCCGACGGGAGUCGGACACGGACGAGACCGUCGUUCUGUUCGUCAAGAUGUCUGCAGGGCAGUCGUGCAGUGCAGAGCUGAAGAGCGAGAUCAGGGCGCUGGUAAGGCGGGAGCUGAGCGCGCGCCACGUGCCAGCUGUCAUUGACGAGUGCUUCGAUAUUCCUGUUACCGGGAACGGGAAGAAGGUUGAGAUUGCAGUCAAGCAGAUCCUCUGCGGCUUGAAUGUCAAGGUCGGCGCUAGCGUCGCUAAUAAGGCGUGUCUGGAUUGGUACGCCCAGUGGGCGGCAACUCAUUAA